Messenger RNA from Sander lucioperca (pikeperch), 955 nucleotides. RefSeq names its product collagen alpha-1(VIII) chain-like. NCBI's taxonomy places the organism in Eukaryota, Metazoa, Chordata, Actinopteri, Perciformes, Percidae. The transcript is spliced from 5 exons. Bases 48 to 743 code for a protein of 231 amino acids. The record is from RefSeq and is a predicted model, not a curated record. Gene Ontology annotation, molecular function: protein binding.
ACAGGUUAACAGACGGCCCAGUUCAUCAGUAAGCUGCCAGUGUGAGGAUGAAGAUCUCUGUGAGUUUUAUGCUGUUGCUGCUGCUCGGCACAGUCUCCCCAAGUGAAAGUACCGAUUGUCAGAAGGCUUUUCCUCAAGACAUCUACGCUGCACUGAGAGAGAUGACCGCCUCGUUGGUUCAACUGAAGGCUGACAUGAGAUUCCUGCAGACUCAAGGUCAAGCACAGCUGAAGACUGAAGUGGACAAACUGAAGCAACAACAGAUAGAACAAGCAGCACAGCAGAAGACUGAAGUGGACAAGCUGAAGAAACAACUUCAAGUCCGACAGGUUGCAUUCUCAGCCUCUCUGCUGCCUGGAGUUGAACCAGUAACUCUUGGACCCUUUCCCACAGCCACUACCCUGAUCUACAAAAAAGUUGUUACCAACAUCGGAAAUGCCUACAACUCAAACACAGGUAUGUUCACUGCCCCGCUGAGAGGAGCGUACCACUUUGAGUGGCAUGUCAGUGCACACGGAGACAACGGCGCCCACGGUUCAGGGGCUUGGUUGGUCAAGAACAACGAGAAUGGUUUCAUGGCAUGGGAAUUUCAGGCGACCGGUUUAAUGACUUCUUCUAAUAGUGUUGUGCUGUUGCUGGAGGCGGGAGACGUCGUGUUUGUGCGUCUACCGCCUAAAGCUUUGGUGUUUGACAACGAUAAUGACCACACCACCUUCAGUGGUCAUCUGCUGUUCCCCAUGUAAGACAGAAACAGCAGCUCUGUGAUAGUCACACAGGGUUUUGUUGUCUUUAACUAGUCUUCAUAGCACUUCAUUGAUUUCAUCUGAUUUACAUCUGCAUCCAAAUAAUAAGUAAUAAUUGCCGACAGGAAUCUUUUUUCCUUCAAAUUUUAAAGUGAUUAAUGUUUCUGAUUCUCUCUUCUUUCUGUCAUUAUAAUCAAAUAAUAAACAUAUAU